UUGCUAGGGUGACAGGGAUACAACAUGUCGGCCGUAUCCUAACGCUUUCUGUCGGGGGCCAGCGCGGAGGUCCUAGGUCCGGACCCUGCUUCAGAGGAGUGGAAGCAGGGGGCCGUCCUUUCCGGCCCUUUCUUCUCCGUCUGGUGUCGGCAAGGGUUUGUCGUCGGCUUCCGUAUCCAGGAUGAAGAGCUAUAAAGCACUUGGCAAAAUCGGAGAGGGGACGUUUUCCGAGGUGACGAAGAUGCAGAGCCUGAGGGACGGCGGCUACUACGCGUGCAAACAGAUGAAGCAGCGCUUCGAAAGUAUCGAGCACGUGAACAACCUGCGGGAGAUACAAGCUCUGAGGCGCCUGAAUCCGCACCCAAACAUUCUUACGUUGCACGAAGUGGUUUUUGACAGAAAAUCUGGCUCUCUUGCACUCAUAUGUGAACUUAUGGACAUGAAUAUUUAUGAGCUAAUACGAGGGAGAAGACACCCAUUAUCAGAAAAAAAAAUUAUGCACUAUAUGUACCAGUUAUGUAAAUCCCUUGAUCAUAUGCACAGAAAUGGAAUAUUUCACAGAGAUGUAAAGCCAGAAAAUAUAUUAAUAAAGCAGGAUAUCCUGAAGUUGGGGGACUUCGGAUCCUGCCGGAGCGUCUACUCCAAGCAGCCCUACACGGAGUACAUCUCCACCCGCUGGUACCGUGCCCCGGAAUGUCUCCUCACCGACGGCUUCUACACCUACAAAAUGGACCUGUGGAGCGCUGGCUGCGUGUUCUAUGAGAUCGCCAGUCUGCGGCCUCUCUUCCCCGGAGCCGAUGAGCUGGACCAGAUCUCAAAAAUCCACGACAUCAUCGGCACGCCUCCUGGGAAGACCCUCGCCAAGUUCACACAGUCGAGAGCUAUGAGUUUUGAUUUUCCUUUUAAAAAGGGAUCAGGAAUACCUCUACUGACAGCCAGUCUGUCCCCGCAAUGCCUCUCCCUCCUGCACGCAAUGGUGGCCUAUGAUCCCGAUGAGAGAAUCACUGCCCACCAGGCCCUGCGGCACCCCUACUUCCAGGAGCAGAGGGCGGCUGAGAAGCAGGCUCUGGCUGGCCACAGAAAAGCUUUCUUUCCAGAGCGCCCUGUGGCUUCAGAACUACUCAGUAACCGCUGGCACGUUGCCAAGGAGGACAGAAAGCAGAAACAGUCCCUAAAGCCAAAGGAGGACCAUCCCAAGAGACCAGGCCCAGCAUACAUCAUGGAACUGCCCAAACUGAAGCUUUCAGGAGUGACCGAACCAUCCUCGUACCCCAGCCCUGCGCUGCACCCCAUGUUCGGCUCGGGGCCCAGCAGGAAAGUGCCGGGGCUGAGGCCCCUCGAGUGUGUUGGCACCCGCCAGAAGGUAGCCCAUCGCGCUCGCUCCCCGUGGCCCACGGCUCUCGGGCCGGCCCCGCUGAGUGUCUGUUUCCUUCAACAGACAGAUGCGCAUAAGGACACGAAGCCCCACGUAAAGCAGUACCGCCUGCCCUCGAUCCAGAGGAAGGGCGAGGGGCGCUGA
Molecule: messenger RNA, 1519 nt
Organism: Lontra canadensis (Northern American river otter)
Lineage: Eukaryota; Metazoa; Chordata; Mammalia; Carnivora; Mustelidae
Gene: MOK
Product: MOK protein kinase
Exons: 11
Coding region: 182-1519 (445 amino acids)
Biological process (GO): intracellular signal transduction; protein phosphorylation
Cellular component (GO): cytoplasm; nucleus
Molecular function (GO): protein serine/threonine kinase activity; ATP binding
Source: RefSeq, a predicted model, not a curated record